AAUUAUUAUGGCUGGUGGAUUUACAGAACCUGUGUUUGUUAAAAAAUUAACAGAUUUAAAUAGUUCUUCACAAAGUAUUCAGACUUUAUCAUUAUGGCUUAUACACCACCGAAAACAUUACAGCUCUGUUGUAAAAAUUUGGACCAGAGAAUUAAUAAAGGCAAAAGAUAGUAAAAAACUAACCUUUAUGUAUCUGGCCAAUGAUGUGAUACAAAACAGCAGAAAAAAGGGACCAGAAUAUGGACAAGAGUUCGGUUUAUCACUAAAAAAAGCCUUUGAACACAUGUCCAAAUGUGAUGAAAAAACUAAAAACAGUUUGGAUAGAAUUUUGGGCAUAUGGCAAGAGAGAGGUAUCUAUGAUCCAGUUCAAAUAUGUGAAUUUAAAAGAGCCUUAGUGUUAGUAGAUGUUAAAGAUGAACCUUUGCCAAAGAAAGCAAAACUUGAUAUUGAGCCAAGUAAAAAGAAAAAACAGUCAUCUAAGGAAAGACGAAAAAAUGACAAUGAAGUUGUUGUAGAGGUUGAUGGAAGAAAGGAGACCCAUGUUCAUUUAAGUCCACACACACCUGCUAGUGACCCACCAGAACCAGAAGAACUGAUUAAAGCAAUUCAAGACUUAGAAAUUAACAUAGCUUCUUCAGAUGAAAAUGUUCGAGAGAGAAUAGCGCAAUUACCUAGGGAAGUUUCUGAAGUAUCGUUAAUUUCAAAAAUAGAAGAUAAGGAGGCAGCUCAAAAACUAUCCUUACAAGUAAGUGAGGCAGUGUUCCUAUUAAGCCAGUAUAAUACUAGGCUAACAGCUGAAAUGGAUCAUAGAAAAAAGGUGGCAGCAAUGAUGAAAGAUUUCUUGCAUGCUCAAGAAGAAUUGCUGACGCAGGCUGAACAAAACCUAGAGGAAUACCAAGAAAAAUUAAUCAAAGUUUAUAAAGUACGUCGCGAAUUACACUCCCACAUUCAAAACUUGCCCGACCUGACACAGCUCCCAAACGUGGUUGACGGACUGGCACCUUUACCAUCAGCAGAAAAUCUUUUCUCUAUGUAAAGUUUGAUCUUCGUUUUAUCCCUAAUUUUAGCGUGAUAUGCACAUAAUUUACUGGUUACGUAUUUUAUCACGUGUAUUUUUGAUCUGUUACAUUCAUAAAUUCAUUUUCCUAUGCAAAUAAUUUGAGUGUUUUGAAGUUUAGGUGUAUUUAGAUGAAAUUUACUUUAUUCAAAGUAAGAUUAAAUAUGAUGGUAUACUGUAGCAGACUGUAAGAUAUUCCAGUUUUUAAUAAAAAGGGGUUUUGAAAAAGCUUUUUAUUAUUAAGAUACUAUAUAGGCUGUAAAAAUAUAAAUUAUUCAUCAUU
Molecule: messenger RNA, 1340 nt
Organism: Brassicogethes aeneus
Lineage: Eukaryota; Metazoa; Arthropoda; Insecta; Coleoptera; Nitidulidae
Source: the annotation of a GenBank genome assembly